CCCAAGUCGUUACUCCUGAGUUCGAACCAGUAGCUCAAGUUAAAAACGGCUUGCCUAAACGUCGAAUAGAAUGGCAGUGCAGCGGUGGUACCUGACAAUACGGCUUUUAAAAAAAGGUGGAACCAGGAUGUUGAUGUCCUGCGGUCACAAAUCUUUGCGUGUUCUCAUUUUGCAGACCCACAUGCGGCUCCAAGCUACCCUUGGGCAGCUUGUGAGAAACCCCCUUUUUGAACCUCCACACCCCACGGGUCAGUACCCAAGGGUGUGUCUUGUGGGCUGUUAUAAUGUUUCCCCUUAUUCCAUAUUUGCGUGCCCCUUUUUUGGAUGGACAUGUGUCUCAGAGUUCUUCUGCGUUACAGCAACGACCUUACAAGUUGCCGACUCUGCCCAAACACUUGUCGAGUGCAAAAAAUACAGUUAGUGAAGUGCAAGAUUCUGACUAAUGACAGAUCAAGUACGAUAUUCUUUUCCACAAUUAUCCCCUCUAGGUAGCCUAUGAUAGGACAACGGUCGGGCUGCGUUCGCGUUCGUGGCCAUCAAAGUGAAAUCCCCAAGAACAAAAUUCGCCUACUAACAUCCCUCAUACAAAUUUCGCCUAACAAAUUUUGCCUAACAAGUUUUGCCAUACAAAUUUUGCAUAACAAAUUUUGCCACACAAAAUCUGCUGUACAAAAUGCGCUAUUCAAAAUCCUUCUUACUACAUUCUUCUUGUUAAAUUCUUCGUGUUAAAUUCUCCUUACUAAAUUCUUCUAAUAGAAUUCUUCGUAUAAGAUUCUUUGUAUAGAAUUUUUCGUAUAGAAUUUUUGGUAUAGAAUUCUUCGUAUAGAUUUCUUUGCAUAGAAUUCUUUGUAUAGAAUUCUUUGUAUAGAUUUCUUUGUAUAGAUUUCUUUGUAUAGAAUUUUUUGUAUAGAAUUUUCCGUAUAUAAUUCUUCGUAUAUAAUUCUUCUAAGAAACUACUUCUAGUAAAAUUCUUCGAACAGAAUUCCUCUAAUAAGCAGCAUCCAGCUUUUGCUUCUCCACAAUUUCUGUUAUUUGGAGGUCCACUUCGGCAAUGCCCAGAAUGCCACAUACUCACCGGAUGCGAAACAAAUGGGUCGCCCCAUGGGAGACAUAAGGUCCCUAACGUCGAAGGUCCCCGCGGAGUCCUUUCGUGUUCUCUAAACGUGGAGAAUUCGGGGUAUCUACGUGGAGAUGAAUGAGGCGGUGUGGCAUCGAUUCUGCUCGCAAUGUUUGGGAGUUUGGGAGAAUGGUGACUUUGCCUCACAUUAUCAUCGAUAUAUUGCGAGUGUAUUAGAAUCUGUCCGCUGCGAAGAACUAAGGCACGCCGUAAGAUUAUCUACACGGAAGCACUCUCAACUCAGCCCCUUCUUCUUGUGUAACGCCUGAUCUCUAUCAGCUCCUUUAUUCGUUCAGACUUCGCAUUCCCGGUAGACUUUUUCUGCCCGCUCGUGCUCCGAACAGCGAAUUCCAUCAAGCUGGAACAGAUUGUCCUAAUAAUUAGAGGCGAUAAUCUCGUGUCACUAUCAAACUUAAUUCUCAUUCUUUGAUCACAGGAUUCUGGCACCGCAACUUCCGUAUUUCGAGCCAGAAAUAGUGGGUCGAGAAGAGCGGUAUCUCAGAGGUCGGGACGUGUGGGCUGGACGCCGAAAUCACGGAUAUCGGUACAUUAGCUUCGGGAAUUACCUGUAUUGUAUGCGAUCUUAACCGCGAUACUCAAACAAUUACUGGAAAAGAUAGUUUU
Periconia digitata is the source of this 1741-nucleotide messenger RNA. The record is from the annotation of a GenBank genome assembly. Lineage: Eukaryota; Fungi; Ascomycota; Dothideomycetes; Pleosporales; Periconiaceae.